Molecule: messenger RNA, 444 nt
Organism: Plasmodium reichenowi
Lineage: Eukaryota; Apicomplexa; Aconoidasida; Haemosporida; Plasmodiidae
Product: conserved protein, unknown function
Exons: 6
Coding region: 1-444 (147 amino acids)
Source: RefSeq, a predicted model, not a curated record
AUGUUAUGUCAAUAUGCAACUCUCUAUGGUGGAUUUUUAAUUUUUCAUUUGAGAAAAAAUUAUAUACUAACUCCAAUAUUUAGAAGUAACAAGAUGUCCAAGAAUAUAUCAAAAGAAGCAUUAAAGAAUGUUGUGGAAUCACUUCCUAGUUAUAUAAAGAAAAAAAAUGAAAGUUUUCUAAUCACCUUGCGCGUUAAACCAAACGCAAAAAAAACGUCUAUAUAUUUUAAUCAGGACAAAGAAGUUUUAAAUAUAAAUAUACAAGAACAGCCGGUCAACAAUCAAUCGAAUGUAGCUAUUAUAGGCUACUUCUCUGAUAUAUUAAAUUUGAAAAAAAGAGAUAUAUCAAUAGUAUCAGGAUUGAAAUCAAGGGACAAGGUUUUAAUGGUUUCAAAUAUUUCUUUAGAUGAUUUAAAUAACAAAAUUGAAGAAAAUGUUGAGUGA